AUGAAUUCCUUAUUCAGCUUCUUGAUUAUCAUCAUCUCGUGCGUCUUAUGCGCAGUAACACCGACUCAAGCGCAAGACGUUCACCCGCACUUCCCUCUCAAUCGUGACGUGAAACGUCGGGAGAAUCGAGCGCUCAACCUCUCUGAUUAUCCUCCUCUCGGCAUACAAAUCCCCGUGGACCACUUCAACACUUCUGACAAUCGGACAUACAACAAUCGAUACUGGAUCAACGACGUAUACUACAAAGGAAGCGGUCCAGUCUUCUUCUUCGACGUUGGCGAGGCAAAUGCUCAUCCGACAGCGGCUAAUUGCCUGGAUGCAAGCUCGCACCCCUCCAAUGCCGUGAUGGCACUGGCGAAAAGAUUUGAUGGUAUCGUAGUCAUCUUCGAGCAUCGUUUCUACGGAGAAAGCUUUCCUAUGCCCAUGAACACUACCUCCGGCCACGCACUUGAUGCUGGGGCAUACCAAUAUCUCAACAUCGAGCAAGCGCUAGAAGACGUCGUGUACUUCAGUAAUGUUUUCCAACAUCCAAAUCCUAGGCCAUUCUGGUCAUCGCUCACACCUGCACGCACACCUUGGGUCUGGAUUGGUGGCAGUUAUCCUGGAACCAGAGGUGCCAUCAUGAGAAUCCGCAACCCAGAAAUUAUCUUCGCGACUUGGGCCAGCAGUGCUCCCAUAGAGACUCGCAUUGUUGACCAGGUACUGAUGAACGGCACGAAGAAUGAAGUUCUGAAGCUGAAGACUCAACUCUCCAAUGCUAUAGACCCGGACAUGCAAAGUCAAGCCCAUGAGUCCUUUGGUCCGACCGACCCAGGCCUGCUUGAAGACGUUGAUGUCGCUCGUGCUUUAGAGUCACCCUUAACGGGUUACCAGUACUACGGACUUGAUGUUUUCUUGCAGCCCUUUUGUGACAGGAUGGAGACGAUGAACAGCACAAUCGACUCCUCGGACAAUGGGAUCGCUCUCUCGCACAACAUCUCGAUGGCAUGGUCGGCGUUUCUGGUGGGAAUCGCUGGGAUUCACACCGAUGCUUUAUCGCCUCUUGGGAUUGCUGGGAUCUUCACCAAUGCUUCAUCGCCCUUUGAAUCUAUCGGCCCUGCAGAAGCGAUCAGAAGCUGGCUCAAUCAACUCUGCUCCGAGCUCUGCGCCUUCCAUUGCGGCAACCCAAAAAACCCUCAUACAAUUCAGUCAAGAUUCAUGAGCAUCGACACGUACCAAGAAUAUUGCAACAAUACGUUCCCCGGCAUUCUGCCGUCAAAGCCUGAUGUGUUCAAGCUCAAUAGAUACGGCGGCUGGAGAAUGAACCCAUCCAACACAAUGUGGACCGCGGGUGAGCUGGAUCCAUUGACGGCUCUCACCCCCGCCUCCACGUUAGAGGAUGCACCUGGCAGACGCAGUGUUCAGAUGAUCCCCGAUGCAGGCAUGCCUCCUCCGGACGAUGAGAUCUUUGGAAUCGUCCAUGAAGGUAUGGUUCAUGCGGUGGAUCUGUCAGCAGGAGAUGGAACCGAGAAGGCUUUCAAUGACAGCGUCUCAUUGUUCCAGAAGGCGUUGGCGAAAUGGCUCCCCGCUUUUGAGUCUCAUUAA
Molecule: messenger RNA, 1584 nt
Organism: Aureobasidium subglaciale EXF-2481
Lineage: Eukaryota; Fungi; Ascomycota; Dothideomycetes; Dothideales; Saccotheciaceae
Exons: 5
Coding region: 1-1584 (527 amino acids)
Biological process (GO): proteolysis
Molecular function (GO): dipeptidyl-peptidase activity; serine-type exopeptidase activity
Source: RefSeq, a predicted model, not a curated record